Syngnathoides biaculeatus (alligator pipefish) is the source of this 1650-nucleotide messenger RNA. RefSeq names its product cyclin dependent kinase 4 (gene cdk4). Gene Ontology annotation, biological process: regulation of gene expression; regulation of G2/M transition of mitotic cell cycle; protein phosphorylation. The record is from RefSeq and is a predicted model, not a curated record. The coding region runs from base 242 to 1162 and encodes 306 amino acids. Gene Ontology annotation, molecular function: ATP binding; cyclin binding; cyclin-dependent protein serine/threonine kinase activity. Lineage: Eukaryota; Metazoa; Chordata; Actinopteri; Syngnathiformes; Syngnathidae. The transcript is spliced from 8 exons. Gene Ontology annotation, cellular component: cyclin-dependent protein kinase holoenzyme complex; nucleus; cytoplasm.
CAAAGAGUACGGCAGGCUGAGAGGCAAGGGUGGGUGGAGGUCGACCUCGUAUCGAUUGAUUGUCUCUUCUCGAUCGAGGUUCCUGGGGAAGCUGCAGAACUUUGUGGCCGCCUCUGACCCAUGCCUGUCCGGUGGUGAAUCUCUACGUGACACCGCAUCGAGGAGAAGAAGCAUGUCCGCCUCGUAACAGUCCAAAGGAAGCGGACCCGCAGCUGGAGGGAGACGAAGUGUGAAACCGGUCAUGGCCCAUGCCACCAGCUUCCAGUACGAGCGAGUGGCGGAGAUAGGCGGCGGUGCUUACGGGACGGUUUAUAAGGCCCGUGACACGGAGAGUGGUCAAUUUGUGGCUCUGAAAAGCGUGCGCGUCCAGACAGACCAUAAUGGCCUCCCCAUCUCCACGGUCAGAGAGGUGGCUUUGUUAAAGCGACUGGAGCAGUUUGACCAUCCCAAUGUGGUCAGGCUCAUGGAUGUAUGCGCCACCCAGAGGUCAGACCAGGAGACUAAAGUCACUUUAGUCUUUGAGCACGUAGAGCAAGACCUCAAGACAUAUUUGGAGAAAGCCCCAAGUCCAGGGUUGGGCCCCAAACGCAUCAAAGACUUGAUGAAACAGCUGUUGUGCGGUCUGGCAUUCCUGCACUCAAACCGUGUGAUGCACAGAGAUCUGAAACCGGAGAAUAUUUUGGUAACCAGCCAGGGUCAGGUGAAGCUGGCUGACUUUGGUCUGGCGCGCAUGUACAGCUGCCACAUGGCCCUCACUCCUGUGGUUGUGACACUGUGGUAUCGGCCUCCUGAGGUUUUGCUCCAGUCGAGCUAUGCCACACCUGUGGACAUCUGGAGCUCUGGUUGCAUCUUUGCGGAAAUGUUCAAACGCAAACCCUUGUUCUGUGGAGAAUCCGAAGUGGAUCAACUCGGGAAAAUCUUUGAAGUGAUUGGCCUGCCAGCAGAGGAGGCGUGGCCAGUUGGUGUGACACUUUCAAGAAAACAUUUCCCCCCUUCCCCGGCUCGCCCAAUAACAGACUUUGUUCCAGAGAUAAGUGAGCAAGGGGCGCAACUGCUGCUGGAAAUGUUAACCUUUAACCCCUCCGAUCGAAUAUCUGCCCUGAAUGCACUAGAUCACCCGUAUUUCCGCAAUGAGGAGAUAUUGACUGAGACAAAAAGCUGAGCUGCCGCAAUAGAACACAGUAACGAGAGAGGGAAUUUUGACCACAGGAUUUCACACCCAAGGAGUUCCACCUGUGCCCUGGGAUUCUUUUUUUCUUAUUACUUCAGUAUCAAAAACGAUUGGAAAAAGAAGGAAUCAUGUUGAAGAGGAGCAAACUUAUGGAUCACUGCCAUACUUUUCCAAAAUGUAAAUGUCACACUUAUUGAUGAUAACAUAUCAUGACUUCAUUGUUUCUGCUGUCAGUCCCUCGGCAUUUAGUUAUAGCCUCCACAAAGUGACAGAAUCGACAUCUUUGUUCUGAGCAAGUCUUUAGUCAAAUGAAAAUGCACACCCUGACAUCAAUAACCUUCUGUCAUUUUGGAAAAAUGGUUGGCAUUACUGGACGAUUGAAAAGGUGGAUUUCAUUUCAAUUUCAAAGUUGUUUUUGUGUGUGGAUAAACCUCAGAAAUCAACCUGCACUGCCACUACAAAGGAAUAAAAAAACUUUA